Molecule: messenger RNA, 1806 nt
Organism: Tetrahymena thermophila SB210
Lineage: Eukaryota; Ciliophora; Oligohymenophorea; Hymenostomatida; Tetrahymenidae
Product: peptidase C65 otubain protein
Exons: 3
Source: RefSeq, a predicted model, not a curated record
UUUUCAAAAAAUCAACUAAAAGUUAAUUUCGCAAAUUAAUAAAUUGAAAAAAUCAACAAGCUAACAAAUAAUUAAUAAUUCAACAUCAUUAACAAAUACAAACUGAUGAAAGAUUAGAAGGGAGAUAAAUCUGUUGAAAUUACAGUGCUUGUUGAACUAUUUUCAACAUUUUUUGAAAAAAUUACUUUCGUCCAUCCUGACAAAGAAAUAUUAAUGAAGAAUUUAUCAAAAUUCAAAAAUUUUUUAUAUGGAAAUCAAUAAAAUUUAGAAAAAGGAUAUGAGUUCUUAUAAAGCAUGAAGGAAUAGUAUCAGUAGUACUUAGUUGAAAAUUAGUCAACUGCCUCUGCAAGUAAUUAAAAUGGAUCUAAUCUUGCUUCAAAUAAUCCAUUGACAAAUUAGGGAACCACUUAAUAAAGUUUUUAGCAAUAUCAACAAUAAUAUAAUGCUUAAUAGCGUUCAUAAUAGGAAUAAUAAAGACAACAAAUUUAAUAGGCAACUAGUUCGUAUUAAAAUCCAUCUAUAGCAGCUUAAAAUAAUAUAGUAAAGACAUUUAAAUUUGACUUAUCUUCGUUAAAUGAAAAUGCCAACCUCUUUAAAAUUUAAUCGAUAUAAGACUUCUCAGGAGUAAGAGGAGAAGGCAUAAACCCAAAAAUUGCAUUAAGUGGUAGCUCCUUCAAUUAUAUCAGAGAAUUUGUGUCAGAAGUAAAUGCAUUUUAUAGAUGCAUAGGCUUUAGAUAUCUUGAGUAAUUAAUUAAAAGUUAAAAUUUAGCAAAGCUACAAGACAUAUUAAAGAGUGUGUAGAGUAAGAAAAUUGUGCUAGAAUAAUACUAUAGAGAAUAGACAUCUAUUGAAAAUGAUGCAGAAGAGAAUAUUGCUAGAUAGUAAAAUAAUGAUUAUUUGAGAAACACAUUUUGCGGUUAUUUAGAAUAUAUCAUAGAAAGCUUAAAAAAAGAUAAAAGCUCUGCUGAACUUUAAGAAAUUUUAUACAAAAUAGUCAACGGAGACAGUGCUUUUGAUACUGCUUUAAUUAGCUUUAUUAAGGAAUAAUCUGUUAGAUUUAUCUAAGAAUCUGAUCCUCUAUACAUCGAUUUCUUACUUUCAAGCUAAGAAUUAAAAAAUGAUAAAGAAUUAAUCCAGCAUAUUCGCUCUUAAGAUGAACCACUAGAAAUUACAAUUAAAAUAGUUGCUCUUGCUCUUGAAACAUUAAUUAAUAUUUAUACAAUAGAAAAUAAUAAUGCUCUCACUAAAAAAGAUUAUAAAUUUAAUUCCCUUCCAGAAUCCAGCAACAUUACUUUGGAUUUACUCAAAAUUAAGCAACCCUAUAUAAUUUACUAUCUAAUUUAUAAUCAGCUAGAAGGAUAGUAGUUAGUUCGUGUUUCUUCUCAAGCAUUUAUUAAUCAACAAUAAACCUUAUAGUAAUAAUAAGAGUCUUAGUAAAAUGAAUAAAAUAUAUAUGGUUAAAAACCUAGACAGCAGAAUAGUGUACAAACUAAUAAAGCUAAUCUUGCUUAAAAUAAUGCAGAAGUCAGACCUUCAUAAAUUGAAGACUUGAAAGUAAGAGGUGGCUAUCUAAAGAAAAUGCUUAAAAUGUUUGAUGAUAAUACAGAAGAUUUGAUAAAUAAAUUAAGUAGUUUCAAAGAUGGAAUGAAUGAAGAUGAAGAAGAUGAAUAAGAUGAAGAAAAUAUUGAAAAAGUUCUCAAAGAAUAAAUUAAUUACAGUAAAUCAAGAGCCCUUAAUUUUUACAGUAACAUUUAAACUUAAGAUAGAGGUUAAAACUGGGUAAAUGAUGGAAUUAGCAAUUAAUGA